UAGAAGUUGUUUAUUCAAGUUUCCAUCAAGUAGUGAGGUACUGUAAAACUGUUAAUUAGGGUCUAGGGAGUAAAGAGGUUAAGAAAAAAAGGGCAGUUGGAACUCGCGGGUCGGCGGUGAAUCAGUCCGGUUCCAUGCGUUCAGACGCCCUGCGCCGCCUCAUCACUUCACUGAAGAGGAGUCGAGUCGGUUUAUAAUUCACCGGACAUGAUGAGAACCCGAAGCAACUCCAAGCGUCGCAAACAAUCCCCUGCCGAAGGAGUGGUGGGUAGCAGCUCUCAUAUUGAUUCAGAACGACAAAGCAGGCUUUUAGUUGAAGAGAAUGAGACUCUAGAAAACAUAUCACGAGAUUCAUUGGAGAAGCUUAUCAAGAAAGCAAAGUCACGUGGAGGUUCUCGAUUCUCAAAUGCUGAUGAUACUUACCUGCGUCAAUGUGAUUCUACAGGAAAGAACUCGAGUGAAUCACCAUGUAAGGAGAAACAAACAACAAGAACUGCAUUUGAUGCUACUUCUGAUGGAAUGAGCAUAGGGCAAGACACUCCACAAAAAAUGGAAGCUGGAGGAAGAAAUACUCAUCAUUUGAAUCCUGAGAUUGAAGAUGACGAUGAUCUGGAUUGGGAAGAUGGGUCAAUUCCUAAUUUAAAUUCAGAAAAUAAUGGAGUAAGGGUCGAGUUUGAAGUUCCUGAAGAUGCUUCCAAGCAUCGCAAGACUGCGCGUCGUGCCACUGCUGAAGAAAAGGAUUUGGCUGAGCUCAUACAUAAGGUUCAUUUGCUUUGUUUGCUUGGGAGGGGGAGGUUGAUUGAUUGUGCUUGCAAUGAUCCUCUCAUUCAGGCUUCUUUACUUUCACUUCUCCCCACUCACGUGUUGAAGAUAUCAGAUUCAACGAACCAUACUGCAAAGUCUCUAUUCUCUAUCGUUAAUUGGUUCCACAAACAUUUUCGCAUUAGAAGUUCAAGUGCCACUAAGGAAUCAAUACAUUUAGCCAUGAGAUCUACUCUUGCAUCUCAGGAAGGGAGCCCUGAAGUGGUUACUGCUUUGUUUGUGGCACUGAUCAGGGCUCUAAAUAUUACAGCUAGGUUUGUAUGCAUGUUGGACGUGGCCCACCUGAAGCCUGGCAUGGAUGAACCUGAUUUGUCUAGAAGGGCAGACAAUGAUAUCUUUAAAGCCUCAACAUUGAUGGUUGCUGGAUCAAGUCAUGCUCCUGAAUCUCCUUCAAGACAUCUGGCAUCUAGUGACAAUGGUAGUGCUUGCGGAACUUCGUCAAGGUUCCCAAGUUCCAAACAGACCCCAACUGAUGGAAACAAACCUAAGGGUAGGAAGUCAUUGGGAAAAACAUCUAAAUCCAGUGAUUCAUCUCGUACCGAUACUUCGAAGCAUAGAAUGUUGGAUAAGUCAGAGUUGGAGGUUCAGAAUGAUAUCAGUGAAACAUGUCCUACACAUAGGGGAAAAUCAAAGAGAAAAGGUGAUCUUGAAUUUGAGUUACAGUUGGAAAUGGCGCUUUCUGCAACAGCAGUUGAAAGGUCUAAGGAAACUUUUGUCCCAAAUGUGGUAGAUGCACAAAACACUUCAUCAUCAAAUCUUUCACCUCACAAAACAAUGAAGAAAAUCAUAGCAGAAGGUUCACAUGGAAUUUCUACUGCAAUUGGAUCAAAAAAGGUGGGAGCCCCGUUGUACUGGGCAGAAGUCUAUUGCAGCAGUGAGAACUUGACUGGAAAAUGGGUACAUGUAGAUCCUGUGAAUGCAAUUAUUGAUGGUGAGCAAAAUGUUGAAGCUUCUGCUGCUGCAUGUAAAGUUCCUUUAAGAUAUGUUGUUGCUUUUGCGGGAAAUGGAGCUAAAGAUGUGACCCGCAGAUAUUGCACGAAAUGGCACACAAUAGUGUCCAAAAGAGUCAACUCUCUGUGGUGGGAUGCAGUAUUGGAACCGUUGAAGAAGUUGGAGGCAGGAGGAGCAAGUGGAAAUGAGACUAUAGAGGCAGUGAAAGGAGUCUGUCAUUCAGAGGCAUUCAAAGAAUGUGGUGAUGAGAGGAGAUCCUCGCAGUCAGCUUCAGUGGCUUCCUCUAUUAUCGGUGCAUCAAGGAGUGAUCUAGAAGAUAUGGAGUUAGAAACUAAGGCAUUAACUGAACCACUCCCUACAAAUCAGCAGGCUUACAGGACCCAUCAUAUAUAUGCUAUUGAAAAAUGGCUUAACAAGUAUCAAAUGCUUCACCCGAAGGGACCCGUCUUGGGUUUUUGUUCAGGUCAUCCUGUAUACCCACGGACUUGUGUCCAAACGCUCAAUACAAAGCAAAGGUGGUUGCGGGAGGGCUUGCAAGUGAAAGCUAAUGAAGUCCCAGCUAAGGUUCUAAAGCAUUCUCAAAAGCAAAGAAAAGCAGUAGUUGUGGAUGAUGAUGAGAGUGGUGAAGGUGAUUCAGGUGGAAUUACUGCACUCUAUGGACGAUGGCAAACGGAACCAUUGUAUCUUCCCCCUGCAGUCAAUGGCAUUGUCCCCAAGGUAUGUUUGGAUCAUGAAAACUGCUUGGAAUGGAAAAUAUGGCAAAAAAAGGUUAUCUUUCUAUGUAUGUCUUUGCAUGGGAAAUGCUAAGAAAAUAGAAUAUGAAUUCUUUUUUUUUCCUUUCAAUUUUUUACAUGUAUUGAUUUCCCAGUCCAAUGAAAGCAGCCUCUUUAU
Molecule: messenger RNA, 2664 nt
Organism: Cuscuta campestris
Lineage: Eukaryota; Viridiplantae; Streptophyta; Magnoliopsida; Solanales; Convolvulaceae
Source: the annotation of a GenBank genome assembly